AUGGCUAAGAAGAUUACACGGCAGCCGGACCUCUUCCAAUGCACUGUGUGGGAGGUGAAGAAUAUAGAGGGCUUGGGUACUACUAUUGAUGUCAUCUUGGUUAACGGCCGGAUCAAGGAAACUGACCAGAUCUGCGUAUGCACUCUAGCCGGGCCCGUUGUUACUACUAUAAGGGCUCUGCUUACGCCUCCACCAGCUAAGGAAAUUCGAGUGAAGUCGGAAUAUGUCCAUCAUAAAGUCAUCAAUGGUUCCAUGGGGGUAAAGAUAUGUGCUCCUGGUCUUGAGGAGGCCGUUGCUGGGACGCAGCUGAUCGUGAUGCGGCCUGGUGAUGAUCCGGACGAGGUCAAGAGGAGGGCCAUGGCUGACUACAAGGCUGUAGUGAAUGAAUUCAAGAAGGCCCCUGAGGGCGUGUAUGUGAAGGCCUCUACCUUGGGCUCCCUAGAGGCCCUUUUGGAGUUCCUCAAGACCAGCGCUAUUCCAGUUAACCAAGUGGGCAUCGGUGAGGUUCAUCUUAUGGACGUCCGUAAGGCCUCGAUUAUGCUCGAAAAGAAGAAGGAAUUUGCGGUGAUACUGGCCUUUGAUGUGAAGGUGUCACCAGAGGCACGUGAUGAGGCUGAGAAAUUAGGAGUGAAAAUAAUGACGGCUGAAAUUAUCUACCAUCUUUUCGACCAAUUCACAGCGUACAUGGAACAGAUCAAGGAGGAGAAGCGGCAACAGGUCCAGGAGGACGCGGUUUUCCCAGUGGUCCUCAACAUCAUACCUCAGUACGUCUUCAAUAAGAAGGAUCCUAUAGUCGUUGGGGUGGACGUCUCGGAGGGCACCCUCCGACUGAACACCCCUCUUUGUGUGCCUGACAAAGACUUCCUAGAGAUCGGUCGAGUAGCCAGCAUCGAAAAGGACCACCGGCCAGUCGAGAAGGCCAUGAAGGGCGACAGUGUGGCCAUCAAGAUUCAGCCCACCUCAGCCCAGGCCUACGUUACAUACGGUCGCCACUUCGAUUCGAGCAAUGCUAUCAUGUCCCGUAUUAACCGCAGAACCAUCGACUGCUUGAAAGAGAACUUCAGGGAGGACAUGCGGAAGGAGGACUGGCAGCUCGUUAUGAGGAUGAAGCCGAUUUUUGGUAUACAAUAAUAA
Molecule: messenger RNA, 1134 nt
Organism: Perkinsus marinus ATCC 50983
Lineage: Eukaryota; Perkinsozoa; Perkinsida; Perkinsidae
Product: translation initiation factor if-2, putative
Exons: 3
Coding region: 1-1131 (376 amino acids)
Molecular function (GO): translation initiation factor activity
Source: RefSeq, a predicted model, not a curated record